AGAGCCCCGGUCUGGCCAUGAGCGAGUCGUUCCUCCCGUCCUCCUGCGCCUUUCGUUCCCUCCGCCUGUCUCCCUCCGUCCACUCCGCCUUGGUUUGGUUUCAUUGGGCACCCCUUCUCCUGUCUCCCCUCGUCUCCGCAUGUCAAGCAGGGACACACCACUGAGCAGAAGGCAGUAGCGACUGUGAAAUACCUGUCCCCGCGGGAGGAGGGGAGGGACGUCUCUGCUGCCUCUUGUGGAAUGCUGACACUGCAGUGAUGGAUGUUUCAGAACUCUGCAUCCUGGACCCUCUGAACUACCAUAAUCAGCUGCUGAGCAGAAUGGCUACAGAUGGCCACCACUGCAGGCCCUUCAUUAAGAUGGAGCCCUCCAGCCCCUCCUCGGCCCUCGAAACAGCCAGCCAAGCCAGCCCCAGCAGCACCUCAGACACCAGUGGCGGCUACACGGCCACAGCCACCAGCCAGGCCUACAGCCCUGACUCCCCGACCACCUUGGUGCCCAGUACGCCUGGUGCCAGAUCUUACCAUGAACACUACGAUGAUGUCCGGCCCAGGGCCACUGCCAACAGCCGCUCCUACAGCCCUGACUCCCCGUCCACCUUGGUGCCCAGUACGCCUGGUGUCAGGGCUUACCACCGACGUUACAAUGAUGUCUGGCCCAGUGCCACUGCAGAAGAUGUGUCUGUGAAGUGCACCUACGCCCUGAGCUCUGUGUCCAAGAGGCUCUGCCUGGUCUGUGGUGACAUGGCAUCGGGGUACCAUUAUGGUGUAGCCUCCUGCGAGGCGUGCAAAGCCUUUUUCAAACGGACAAUACAAGGAAACAUCGAGUACAGCUGCCCAGCCACAAGCGAGUGUGAGAUCACAAAACGGAGACGCAAGUCUUGCCAGGCCUGCCGCUUCACCAAGUGUCUGAAAGUGGGGAUGCUUAAGGAAGGGGUACGCCUGGACCGCGUGCGAGGUGGCAGGCAAAAGUACAAGCGGAGGCUGGAUGCUGAGAACCUCACCUACCUAGGCCUCGCACUGCCUCCCCCAGACAAAAAGCCACUGACAAAGAUGGUGUCCCGUCUGCUGGUAGCAGAGCCAGAGAAGAUCUAUGCCAUGCCCGACCCCAGCCUGCCUGAAGGUGACAUCAAGGCCCUGACAACACUGUGUGAUCUGGCCGAUCGGGAACUGGUUGUCGUCAUCAGCUGGGCCAAGCAUGUGCCAGGCUUUCCCAACCUGUCACUGACAGACCAGAUGAAUCUACUGCAGAGCGCUUGGAUGGAGAUCCUGAUCUUGAGCAUAGUGUUCCGCUCGCUGCCCUGUGAUGACGAGCUAGUGUAUGCAGAGGACUAUGUCAUGGACGAAAGCAGCGCCCGCCUCACCGGCCUGCUGCACCUGUAUGGCUCCAUCCUGCAGCUGGUGCGCAGGUACAAGAAACUGAGGCUGGAGAAGGAGGAGUUUGUCACGCUCAAAGCCAUCGCUCUCACCAACUCAGAUUCUAUGCACAUAGAAAACGUGGAGGCUGUACAAAAGCUGCAGGACACCCUACAUGAAGCCCUGCAGGACCAUGAAGGCAGCAGACACCCGGAAGACCCAUGGAGGGCAGGAAAGCUGCUGAUGACCCUGCCCCUCCUCCGGCAGGUCUCAGGCAAGGCUGUGCAGCAUUUCUACAGCGUCAAAGUGCAGGGCAGGGUGCGCAUGCACAAACUCUUCCUGGAGAUGCUGGAGGCAAAGGUCUAAAAGGAGCUUGGCACUACCCAGGGAGACAAAGACAUCGUAACUGCCCUUUACCCUUUACAGACACACGCACGGGUACCUUAUGAAGGGCGAAAGACAGACUGAAGUUGACUUAACAGAUUCAUGGAAAUGCUUGAGAUUAAUUUAAACAUUAUACUGUAUAUGUACAUUAUACUGAAGAUGGAAGUGAGUUUUGGUUGUUCUAUAUCAGGAUUGUCAGACUCCAGUCCUGGGGGGCCAGAGCCCUGCACAUUUUUGGGUUUCCCUCAUUUAACACACCUGAUUCAACUCCUUGUUUACCACACAGCUCUUGAGCGGAAUCAUUUCUGGCUACGCUACACAGGGCUCCGGCCCCCCAGGACUGGAGUUUGGCACCCCUGUUCUAUAUGAUCUGUGCAAAUAUGCAAAAACAAACCUCACCUCAUUGCAUAUAUCCAAAGGGAACCAAGCCCUGUGGCCUAUGAUGGGUAUUUUCUCUCUGUAUGCAUAACACUAUGCAUUUCUUAUCAAGACACUUUCAACAAUCUUAAAGGUCUGGAAAAAUGAGCAGUUUUUUCACGUUUUAUGGACAAAUAUGCAUUCUGUGAGGGUCAUUGAUGCAGAAACCUAAGGCAUACCUCUUUCAAGUCUUCACAUAGCUGUGUGAAUAAUAGGUCAAGUCUAAACAGGAGGCUGAUUGUACUACAGUAUAUGCUAGUUUCUUCUGUAUAAUCUCAGCAAUAAGAGAUCAGAGAACCUGAGUCUUGCAGCUUAAACCACAGACCUUCUCGGACACUGUGAGAGACCUGGCCAGUGGUCAUGGUGAUUCAGUAUCUGUGUGUGAGAAAGUAUGAGUGACAGAGAAUGUAUUUGUUAUUUUGUGUGUUGCCAAAGGAUCAAUCCCCCACAGAGAAUAAACUUUCCAUUUAAAAUACUCACCAAUCCACCAGGCACCGUAAGGUCUGAAAAGUAUUUGGAGAGUGGGGGUAUUCUAGAAGGCAUUCCAUGUGUAGACAAUGGUUUUCAAAAACUCUGCUGCUUGUUGAAAGGUCUAGUCCACUGCAGGAUUGAGUUGGACCCCAGUAGCACAUCUAGCAGUGAGUAGCCUGUUUGUACAUUUAGCUCCUUAUGACACAGAAGCCCAAGUGUGGCUUCUGACAUUCAAACGGUGAACAGUAUCUAGCUGCCAUCUUCUGAUACACUAGCAAUGUUAAGCUAUGAGUGAAUAAGUGUUGACAUCGUUAUGAUACAUGUAGCUAUCUCAAUGAGGUAAACAAGCUGUCACUCUUACUUUGUCUGCUACUACCCAUAAUGUUGAGGAGAUAAAACAAAUAAUAAAGUCUUAAGGUAAAAGUUAAGACCGAUCAUCAUCUUUCAUAAGGAUCUUUCAAGCUGUGUCCGUGAUGCCAAGUGCUCCCUACACACAGCUACAAUCACUACGUUAACCCAACUGCCCAAUAGAGACUGCAAUUGCAAGGAGUUAUUUCAAGUUUAUUGUACAAAACCAGUAAGUGAUCCAACAGUGGAUUAUUCUGCUCCUGUUUUUUUAGGAACAUAUUUCCUAUUUGGCUCUUGCCUCUUAUUUGUUCACUGUAUUUGUGCAUUUUUGCUGAAGCCUGUAUUUACUGAAAUAAUGAUGGAGAAUCAGAAUCAAAUAAAUAAAUAAAUAUGUGCUGUGUAAUUUUUCCUUGA
Messenger RNA from Paramormyrops kingsleyae, 3389 nucleotides. The record is from RefSeq and is a predicted model, not a curated record. NCBI's taxonomy places the organism in Eukaryota, Metazoa, Chordata, Actinopteri, Osteoglossiformes, Mormyridae.